AUGGACUCCGCCAAGGCUGCCGUUAAGGACUUCAUGGCCCGCUCCGGCCACCACGACACCACCGUCCACGAGAAGGUCGCCCCUGCUGUCACCCACGAGAGCCAUCAGCUCCAGCAGCACGAGCAGAUCCAGACCGCCAUCGACAAGGAGGUUCACCAGGACCACUACCACACCUCCAUCCAGCCCGUCAAGGACCGCGAGGUUCUCCCCGAGCAGCACCACCACAACCUUGCCGCCGUCGAGCACCGCUCGUUCGAGCACGGCAACGACGCCCAGGUCAAGGAGCGUCUCGCUGCCGAGGCUGCCCAGUUUAGAGACCAGCGCACCGAGGUAGAGGCCGUGCACUCUAAGUCGAUUGCACCCACCAUCGGCGGUGAGCACAUCCACCACCACGUCCACGAGACCAUCCAGCCCGUUAUCAACAAGGAGACCAUCGAGCCUCACGUUGUCCACACCACCGUCCCCAUUCACGAGGUUCACCACAACGCCGCCCAGCACCACACUGCCUCUGCUCUUCCCGCCGUCUCCAUGGCCGACUUUAAGAAGCAGGGUGGUGUCCUGACCGGCCGCGAGGAGCGUUACGAUGGCUUCGAGGGUGAGCCCCGCACUGUUGGUGGCUCCCAUACCUCCACCACCGGUAUCUCCACCGGCACCGGCCUCACUGGCUCGCACUCCACCCACUCCCACGGCUCCCACGGCCACGGUCUUACCGGCUCUAACACCACCGGCACUGGCUUGACCGGCUCUAACACCACUGGUCGCGAGACCCUCGGUGAGCGCGUCCGCGAGGGCGAGCGUGACCUCAAGACUGGUCACUCUCACUCCACCACCGGUACCACUGGUGCUGGUUACGGUUCUUCCACCACUGGCCACAACUCUGAGAUUGACUCCAAGACUGGCAAGCCCUCGCUCAUGGACAAGCUCAACCCCAUGAAGGACUCUGACCACGACGGCAAGAAGGGCAUGAUGGACUAA
Aureobasidium pullulans EXF-150 is the source of this 975-nucleotide messenger RNA. RefSeq lists its product as uncharacterized. The coding region runs from base 1 to 975 and encodes 324 amino acids. The transcript has 2 exons. The record is from RefSeq and is a predicted model, not a curated record. Lineage: Eukaryota; Fungi; Ascomycota; Dothideomycetes; Dothideales; Saccotheciaceae.